AAUAUGGUUGGUGUCAUGCACACCACAAACAUGUUCCUCCCGCGCCUGCGCACAGGCAGUGCCAAGAAGAUCAUCCUGCUCUCGGCGGGCAUCGUCGCCACGGAUGUCACGCUCAGCACGGCUUUCACCGCAAACGCGCCGUACUAUGUGUCCAAGGCCGCACUCAACCUCGCCGUCGCAAAGUACGUGUCGGAGCUACGCCCCGAGGACUCCACGUUCCUCGCCAUCAGCCACGAUCAACCCCGGACUGGAAGGCCGCCGCGAGGGACAGCGACAGCGACGACGGAGGAACUCGUGGGCUUCCAGGCGAUAGUCGCGAGCUUCAAGACGUACGCACCGCACUGGGACAGCGUGCCGAUCACACCCGAGACGUCUGUGCAGCUCGUGCUGGGCAUCGUCGAGCGCGCGAUCGUCAAGAACACCGGCGCAUUCCUCUCGAACCGUUGCAAUCAGACCUUCCUCUAG
Messenger RNA from Trametes versicolor FP-101664 SS1, 465 nucleotides. RefSeq lists its product as uncharacterized. The annotation marks the transcript as partial. Lineage: Eukaryota; Fungi; Basidiomycota; Agaricomycetes; Polyporales; Polyporaceae. The record is from RefSeq and is a predicted model, not a curated record. The transcript is spliced from 2 exons.